AUGUUCAAAGAAUUAUUUAGCAUGGCUCGAAAAAAGGGACUCAUUCCAUUAUUGUUGGCUUACAAACAAUCUGUGAUUAUUUGGGGAUCUAUUAUUUUAUUUUUACCGAUUAUGCUGUGCACUGAUGAAGCUCUAAAGGUUAGUUAAAAUAUUUUGUUUGAUUUUUAAACUGUGACAAAUUGUGUCAUUUUAUUACCCCAAGAAACGAUCAUUUAGUUUAUUGUAUCUUGAUAGUGAUAAAACAUGAAUAAUUACCCCUUUUGUCACACGAUCUUCUCGAAAAAUGACGAAAAAUGUUUUCAUUGAAAUAUGAUUUUUAUAAAUCACAAAUAAAACAAAACAAACCAAGAAAGACAACCUUCGAAAAAAAGAGAAUAAAUAAAAUUAUAGUUACAAAUGCGAUGUUUAUACGUGGUUAUGUUGAUGGGUGUAUAUUGGGUAUUCGAGGCUCUUCCAUUAGCAAUCACAGCUUUUAUCCCCCUUAUAAUGUUCCCGGCUCUCGGAAUUAUGGAAUCUGAAAAAGUUGCACAAGCCUAUCUUCCUGACACUUGUUUCUUAUUUAUGGGUGGUUUGAUGGUUGCACUGGCUGUUGAAAAAUGUCAAUUGCAUGCGAGAAUCGCGUUGUUUGUUUUGAAAACUGUUGGAUCUGAACCAGCAAGAGUUAUGGCAGGAUUUAUGGGUGUCACUGGAUUUUUAAGGUUCAACAUAUUUCCUCUGAGAUCUUAACAUACAAAUCUUUUUUAGUAUGUGGAUUUCAAACACAGCCACAACUGCUUUAAUGGUUCCAAUUGUCCAAAGUGUAAUCUCCGAAUUAGUUUCAAAUCAUCGCUUGGAAGAUUUGAUUGCAUUGACGGAAGCACAUCGAGGAGUUCAGAAGAAAAUGAGUGUUGGUAUGAGAAGAUUAUCACUUCCUAAUGAGAAUCUUGAAGUUGAUCAAACGUGAGUUUUUGUUGAGAGAUGUUUCUGAAUAUCAAUAAAGAACAAACAUUUAGCGAUUUGAACGGAACAAUGUCUCCAAGAGAGCUCCGAAUGGCAAAAGGAUUAUUGUUAUCUGUUUGUUUUGCUGCAAAUAUUGGUGGAUCUGCAACAAUUACAGGAACUGCUUCAAACUUAGUUUUUGUUGGACAACUCGAUGAACUUUUCAAAGAUGCGGAUACUGGUGUCAAUUUUGUGAGCUGGAUUGUAUUUGCUUUACCAAUGGUUUUGGGUUGUUUGAUGUAUUGUUGGCUUGUUUUGUAUUUAUUAUUCUUGCGUGGAGCACCAAAAGGUUCAGUUAUCGUUACCAGAAAACUUCAACAAAAAUAUAACGAUCUUCAUGAUCUUUCAACCGCUGAAAUUUUGGUUAUGGGAUGUUUUGGUCUUUUACUUCUUCUUUGGAUUAUGCGAGAGCCUCAAGUAAUUCCAGGAUUUGGAAGAUUGUUUCCAGCUGAGAAGUAAGUUAUUUUUAUCAUAAGAAGAAUUUAAUUACGAACAAUAAUAAAAAGUUCAUUUUUAGGGCACUUUCGGAUGCUACAAGUGCAAUGUUCGUUGUUAUUUUACUCUUUGUACUCCCAGAGAAAUUGCCACCAAGAAGAAGUUAGUGAUUGAUUUGAAUAGAAAAAAAAACAGAAAAUAAUUCCAGAUGCAAAAGGAAAAUACCAACCAAGCCAAGGAUUGUUAGAUUGGGAGACUGUUCAAGAUCGUUUCCCAUGGAGCGUAUUAUUCUUGUUAGGAGGUGGAUUUGCGUUGGCAGCUGGAGUUAAAGAAUCUCAACUAUCUCAUUCAAUUGGAGGAAUAAUGAAACAUUUGGAAGUGUUGCCAUCUAGUGCAAUCAUGUUUAUUUUCAUCCUAAUUGCUGUAACUUUAACAAAUAUUUGCUCGAAUACAGUUAUCGCAUCAAUUUUCAUCCCAAUCGUUUCGGAAGUUGCUGUUUCAUUGAAACUCAAUCCAUUGAACUUUAUGCUCCCGGUUACAAUUUCAGCAUCUUUUGCAUUUUUGUUGCCAGUCGCUACUCCACCAAAUGCUAUUGUAUUCUCGUCAGGAGUUUUGAAAGUGUCAGAUAUGGUGAGGCUAUUUCUAGAAACGUGAUUUGAAGAAAAAUAUUCGUGAAAUGACUUUGAGGAUCCAAAACACCGUAUUUCACAUUUCUGAUGAAAAAAUGAAAGACAUAUUCCUGACCUUUCAUAAACUCAUAAUUUUUCCAGUUCUUUGCUGGUCUCAUGGUCACAUUUGGCUGCAUUAUUCUCGCUAUGGUAAAUAUGAUGGCUUGGGCUGGAAUGGUUUAUAAUCUUCACAUGUUCCCACAAUGGGCCAUCCCCACUACGACAACAGCCGCACCUGCGAUUUGA
This is a messenger RNA of Caenorhabditis angaria, 2327 nucleotides long. Lineage: Eukaryota; Metazoa; Nematoda; Chromadorea; Rhabditida; Rhabditidae. The record is from the annotation of a GenBank genome assembly.